Lobosporangium transversale is the source of this 913-nucleotide messenger RNA. RefSeq lists its product as hypothetical. Gene Ontology annotation, molecular function: protein binding. The transcript has a single exon. The record is from RefSeq and is a predicted model, not a curated record. NCBI's taxonomy places the organism in Eukaryota, Fungi, Mortierellomycota, Mortierellomycetes, Mortierellales, Mortierellaceae. Bases 125 to 847 code for a protein of 240 amino acids.
GCGAAUCCUUACUUGAGCUUGUACGACGACAGGAUUGGGGAUCAGGGAGCCCUUGUGCUAUCAGAGGUAUUAAAGAACGACACAUAUCUGGUCACUUUAGACUUGAUUUACAACUCAAUUGGGAAUGAAGGAGCUCUGGCACUCAAAGGCACUCAAGACAAAUACCACCUUGAGUAGUUUGAACCUGAGUUGCAACCCAAUUGGAUAUGAAGGAGCUCUUGCACUGUCAGAGGUACUAAAGACAAACACGAUGUUGAGAGAUUUGGGCUUGCAUAGCAUCUGUGUUAAGAACAGAGCUCUAGUGUUGUCAGAGAUGCUCAAGGCCAACACGACGUUGGCCUGCUUGUACUUGACAAAAAACUCGAUUGGGAAGGAAGGGGCUCAAGCAUUGUCAAGGGCACUCAAGGUCAACGCGGCUCUACGAUCUUUGCACUUGGAGGGUAACACAGUUGAGAAGAAAGGGACCCUUGCACUGUCUGAGCUACUCAAGACCAAUACAACUUUAAAAUACUUGAAUAGCAACAAGAUUGGGGAUGGGGGGGCCCUUGUACUGUCAGAGGCACUAAAGGUCAACGCAACGUUGACCUAUUUCAGCUUAAAUGGCAAUUGUAUUAGAGACGGAGGUGCUCUGGCGCUGUCAAAGGCGCUAAAGGCCAACAUGAGUUUGAAAUAUUUGGAACUGAAUGCCAACAAAAUUAGAAUUAAAGGAGCCAUUGCACUGUCAGAGGCGUUCAAGGUCAAUUCGACUUUGAUCAGGUUGGGAUUGCAUAGUAACCCAAUUGAGGAUGAGGGAGCUCUUGGACUGUCCAAGGUACUCGAGGUGAAGAAGAUCUAUGGACGCUAUUAGUAAAGAAUGAUCUCAACCAGCUCCUCUCAUGCAGUAUGCUUGUCCUUUCAGGAUAUUUAUUUGUGU